AUGUUAAAACUACUUGUCUCAUUAAUCUCGUUAUUAGUAUUAGUAAAUGCCAAAUCAAUAUUAGAACCGAAGAUCGUACGUGGUGAUCAGGUCAAUAUAUCAAAAUUUGCCCACUCAGUAUUUUUAGUAAUAAAUAGUGCAGCUGGCAGCUACGUGUGCGGAUCUUCGGUUAUCAACCAGAAGAUACUCUUGACAGCAGCGCAUUGUAUCGACUCUUGUGUCAAUAAGUGUUUGGGUUCUGCUGCAUUUGCAGGCAAUGCUGAUAAGAGACGAGGUGACAAAAUACCAAUUUUGGGAACUGCCCCACAUAAAAAUUUCGACCGUAGCCGUAUACAGAACGAUAUAGGCUUGGUGUUGCUUGAGAAUCCUCUACAGUUGGGGAAGUUUGUCAAGAGAGUGGCGUUGACGAGAGUCGCACCGCCUCAGUCAACUGGAACUGUUGCAGGGUGGGGUUUGGUCAACGAAAUACAAAGUACUCACACCGAUUAUCUACACUCAGUUCAACAGACGAUUUGGAACCACGAGCACUGUAGAAAAAUGUUACCUACGUUACCAAAUGGUACUCUCUGCGCCGGAGACGUACAAAAUCAACGAUACGCAUCAGAAGGUGAUUCUGGCAGUGCCCUAAUCAUCAACCAAUAUAUCCAAAUAGGAAUAGUCUCUUACAAAAGACCGGAUAUAUCGAGAGCCAUUGUAGUUUAUACGGACGUUGCUUAUUUUUAUAAGUGGAUACAAUAUAAUUCGAAGAAAUUAUACUUCGUCACUCCUAGUCAAAUAGAACCAAAAAUUGUAUCCGGAUAUAAAACUAAAAUAAAAAGCCAUCCGUAUUCAGCAGCUCUUAUAAUAGUACAAGAAUCAUCUGCGUAUAUGUGUGGAGCUUCGAUUGUCAACCAAAAGGUACUUCUAACGGCAGCGCACUGCUUCGACGACGCGCUAAAUCAAAAAGUCAAAAGUAGAGCUCAUAUCGGUCACGUGAAUAAGCGCAUAGGACAUGUAAUAAGAAUAUCUAAACUAAUGAUUCAUCCCAAAUACGAUACAGUGGCGAUCUCCUGUGAUAUCGCGCUGGCUGGACUAAAAAAGGAAAUUAAAUUUGGCAGAGCUAUUAACAGAGUAGCUUUAGCUCAGCGGCGACAUCGUGCCGGUCCUGCUUUGAUCGCUGGAUGGGGAUUGCUCGAAGAAGAUCCGCAUAGAGAUACUGAAUUUUUGCAUGAAACAGGACAAAGAGUUUGGCCAAAAAGGGAUUGCGUGAAACUCUUGAUUGAAAUUCCAAAUGGAACAUUUUGCGGCGGUGAAGGUCCUGCCGGCGGAUAUCCUUCUAGAGGUGAUUCUGGCAGUCCGCUCAUAAUAGACGGAUACAUGCAAAUUGGCCUGGUCUCCUUCAAAGAAAUGAACAUAUCUACAUCCGUCAUCAUUUACACGGAUAUUACAUACUAUUACAAAUGGAUUACUAAGAAUGCUAAAGCUGUGUUUUGUGGAUAA
This is a messenger RNA of Vanessa tameamea, 1479 nucleotides long. Its product is annotated as serine protease 55-like. The record is from RefSeq and is a predicted model, not a curated record. Lineage: Eukaryota; Metazoa; Arthropoda; Insecta; Lepidoptera; Nymphalidae. Bases 1 to 1479 code for a protein of 492 amino acids. Gene Ontology annotation, biological process: proteolysis. Gene Ontology annotation, molecular function: serine-type endopeptidase activity. The transcript has 6 exons.